UAUCAUACAAAUCCAAUGCAGUUAACAAGCGUAUGACCCGAUGAUGAAGCGGGUGAAUGGCAUGACCCCCACCGAUGGACAGCCAUUCAAUCGGCUAUUAUUUAUACUCAUAUUCAACAUCACGUUAUUAACGUAUAUAUUAUGCGCGGAAUAUUCUGUCGCCAAGAAUAAGAUUCAAAGUGCAGCACUUCUCUCCGGCAUUAAAUUACCAAUUAAUACGAUUGAAGACCAAACAGCACUGUGCGUAGACAUGCCCUCCCCCUUCGACAUACACACACAGCACCGACACUACGACUAUGUCGGUGCCAUUAUAUUAUAA
Molecule: messenger RNA, 319 nt
Organism: Oppiella nova
Lineage: Eukaryota; Metazoa; Arthropoda; Arachnida; Sarcoptiformes; Oppiidae
Source: the annotation of a GenBank genome assembly